Messenger RNA from Danio rerio (zebrafish), 3042 nucleotides. RefSeq names its product microsomal triglyceride transfer protein (gene mttp). NCBI's taxonomy places the organism in Eukaryota, Metazoa, Chordata, Actinopteri, Cypriniformes, Danionidae. The record is from RefSeq and is marked validated.
AUAAACAGAGAGAGUGAGUGAGAGAGCUGAGGGAUCAGGUAGUCUCCAUCUCUCUGACCCGCAGACCCCAAACAUGAUGCCGGUUGCCGGACUUCUGCUGUGCGUCACCGCCGUUCUUUGCACCUCAGCUCUUGGUGCUGGACCUCGGCUGGAUAACGGCAAACUCUACAGAUACAGCUACAGCACUGAGGUCGGGCUGAACCGGCCGACGGGAUCCCCUGGAGGCAAUGUUGGAUUCAGGAUUAGCAGUGAUGUGGACAUCAACCUGGCCUGGAGGAACCCUGAGAUCCAGGACGAGCAGCUGCUGCAAGUAAAGAUUUCAAAUAUUCAAGUUGAAAGUGCUGGAAAGCACUCCCGCAAAAACAACAUCUUCCAUGGCAGCUCAGCAGAAAGCAUUCUGGGUAAAGUCAGGCUUGAGGCACUUCAGAGGCCCUUCUUGGUGCUGUGGAAGAUGGGCAAGAUCAGAAGCCUCUAUGCCCAAAAAGCGGAGCCUGCUACUGUCAAAAACCUGAAGAGGGGUGUGGCCAGUAUGCUAAUGAUGCAGCUUAAGUCCGGAAAGAUGUCAGAGGCUGAUGCUUCAGGGAAAUGUCUGGUUGAGUACAAAGUUAACAAACAUCAGGUGAUCCGCACAAAACACUUGGAAACUUGCAAAUCUCAAGAGACGGGAUUCACUACUCACAGUCCAGUUCUGGGCAUCAGCGGGAAGUGUGCUGCUGAAACGGUCAUAACUCUGGAGAAUGGUAUCAUUAAGUCUGCCGAUGCUAAAGAAACACACGUUUUGUCCAUCAAUGCUCGUCAUAAAGCUGCAACUAAAGUCUUAUCCAGGCAGUCACUGACCCUCAAAGCGAUUGAGGCCGGACCCGCAGAAGUGGCGGGAAAAGACGUUGCAGGAGUAGUGAAGGCUCUGGAUGACAAAUUCCUGUCUGUUGGAGUCAUAGUGGAGAAAACUAAACCAAAAUGCAAGGGAUGCCCCAAUCUGAUGGAAACCUGGAAGGCAGUGAGGUCUCAGCUGGAGCCGAACUCACUCUCUAAAGCAGAAGCACCGCGCAGCUUCCUGACGCUCGUACACAGCCUGCGCAAAUCCAGCAAGUCUGAGAUUCUGACUGUACUGCAAAACUGCAGCAAGACGGCACUACCUCAGCUGGUGGAUGCAGUAACAUCAGCCCAGACUCCAUCUUCUCUCUCAGCAAUUCUGGAGUUCUUGGACUUCAGUAAGAAAGACGGCUUGAUUCUGCAGGAGCGCUUUCUGUAUGCAUGUGGCUUUGCCUCCCAUCCUACAGAGUCCAUGCUUCAAUCCCUGCUGGAAGUGUCUCAAGGAAAGAUCGGCAGCACAGAGAUUAAGGAGUCAGUUGUGAUCAUCAUGGGAGCUUUGCUCAGGAAACUCUGUCUGAAAGGAGCUUGUGAUCUACCAGCUGUGCUGAAGGUGAAAGAGCUGCUGUUAGCAGGGCCUGACAGCACUCAGGAGGAGUCUGAGGUUCAGAUGUACCUGUUAGCACUGAAAAACGCUCUUCUGCCAGAAGGCAUUCCUGUUUUAGCCAAAUAUGCCGAAUCUGAGGUCGGAGCAUACAGCACCAUCGCCAUCACAGCGCUCCAGAGAUACGACCCUGCGCUCAUCACAGCAGAGGUGAAAAAAGCCUUGAACCGCAUCUACCAUCAAAACCAGCGCAUCUACGAGAAGAACGUGCGUGCGGCUGCAGCCGAUGUGAUUAUGAGCAGUAAUCCGUCUUACAUGGAGGUGAAGAACCUGCUGCUCUCCAUCGGACACCUGCCACAUGAGAUGAACAAAUACAUGCUGUCAAAAAUCCAGGACGUCCUGCGCUUCCAGAUGCCAGCCUAUAAAUUGGUACGGCAAGUUAUGAAGGACAUGAUUUCCCAUAAUUAUGACAGAUUCUCGAAGACCGGAUCGUCCUCUGCUUAUUCAGGCUUCAUGGCAGAAACCGUGGAUGUCACCUGCACCUACAAUUUGGACAUCCUGUACUCUGGCUCAGGAGUAUUGAGGAGAAGCAACAUGAACAUUUACGGUCAGAGCAACAACGCGCUCCUUCAUGGCCUGCAGGUGACGAUUGAAGCGCAGGGUCUGGAGUCUCUGAUCGCAGCCACGCCGGAUGAAGGAGAAGAAGAGCUGGAGUCUUUUGCAGGAAUGUCCGCUCUGCUGUUCGAUGUGCAGCUCCGUCCUGUCACCUUCUUCAAGGGCUACAGUGAUCUGAUGUCCAAGAUGUUCUCCAUGUCCGGAGAUCCUAUCAAUGUGGUGAAGGGCCUUAUCCUGUUGACAGACCACUCACAGGUGAUUCCUCUACAGUCUGGUCUAAGAGCAAGUGCUGAGUUCCAAGCCGGUCUGUCCAUUGAUAUCUCUGGAGGAAUGGAGUUCAGCUUGUGGUACAGAGAGUCUAAAACAAGUGUCAACAACAGGGGAGCGCUGGUAAUCAUCGGGAAUAUGACAGUGGACACAGACUUUGUAAGCGCCGGAGUGGAAGUCGGUUUUGAAACCGAGGCCACGCUGGACUUCAUCACCACCGUCCAGUUCUCAGAGUACCCCUUCCUCGUCUGCAUGCAGAUGGACAAAACCACUUUCCCCUUCAGAGAGACGGUGUCCAAGCAGGAGAAGCUGCCAACGGGACAGAUGUUCUCCAGAAAGAGGAGCAGAGAUCAGGUGGUGCCAGGCUCAGAGUUUCCUCUACACCAGGAGAACUCCAACAUGUGCAAGAAAGUCUUUGAGCCGGCCUGGUAAACUGGAACCAGCAAAUGCAAAAGGCUUUCACACAGACAUCUACUAAGUGUGUGUGUGUGUUUAAGGUGGCUGUAGGUGCGAAAACCUCAGACAAGGUUGUGCAUACGCUGUAAAAACUUUUACAGUUUCCAUUGUGAUUCACAAAAGGUUUCCAUUUAUUUAUGGUUGUGAAUUGCAAUAUGGGAUGUUGAUCUCUGCUCUGUCGACUUUUGAUGUCAUAAAAUCAACUCUACAGUUUAACAAAGUGACUUUUAACGAUAUUUUAGCAGUCUGAAAUAAUAUAAUGCACAAGAAAUAAUAAAUAAUGAAUAAAA